Messenger RNA from Rhizophagus irregularis DAOM 181602=DAOM 197198, 246 nucleotides. RefSeq lists its product as uncharacterized. The record is from RefSeq and is a predicted model, not a curated record. NCBI's taxonomy places the organism in Eukaryota, Fungi, Glomeromycota, Glomeromycetes, Glomerales, Glomeraceae.
AUGGAAUUAUACAGGAGAGAUUUAGUUGUAAAUGACUUUAAAGAAAAAUUGGCAAAGGAAGAAGCACUAAAGAAAGAUAAUGUCUCAAUGAAAGAAGUGGUAAAUAUCAUCAACAAACAAAAGAAGGAACAAAAAUUUCCCAAGGUCAAGAAAUUAGCAGAGGUUUUUAUGAUAGCAGGAGAAGAAAUGGAAUGGAAAAAGAUCGAAAUGUCAGAUGAAGGUGGAAGAGAUGGCAAUGAAGAUUAA